Sus scrofa (pig) is the source of this 1497-nucleotide messenger RNA. It is a transcript of the gene AMZ1, whose product is annotated as archaelysin family metallopeptidase 1. Gene Ontology annotation, biological process: proteolysis. The record is from RefSeq and is marked provisional. Gene Ontology annotation, molecular function: metallopeptidase activity. NCBI's taxonomy places the organism in Eukaryota, Metazoa, Chordata, Mammalia, Artiodactyla, Suidae.
AUGCUGCAGUGCCGGCCGGCCCAGGAGUUCAGCUUCGGCCCCCGCGCCCUGAAGGAUGCGCUGGUGUCCACCGACCCCGGCCUGCGGCAGCUCUACGCGGCCGCCUUCUCCCCGGCCGAGCGGCUCUUCCUGGCCGAGGCCUACAACCCCCGCAGGACGCUCUUCGGCGCCCCGCGCAUCCACACGGCCUUCGACUGGCUCCUGAGCCGCCCCGAGGCCCCCGAGGACUUCGAGACCUUCCACGCCGCCCUGCCGCCCCGGAAGCAGAGCCCGGCUCGCAAGCACAUCUACCUGCAGCCCAUAGAUCUGAGUGAGGGGCUGGCGGGCGGCGCGCUUCUGUACCACCUGCGGAGCUGCACAGAGGCCUUCUUCCUGGGCCUGCAGGUCAGGUGCUUGCCCUCGGUGGCGGCCGCGUCCAUCCACUGCUCGUCGCGCCUCAGUCAGGACUCUGACAGGCUCCAGCUCCACACAGACGGCAUCCUGUCCUUCCUGAAGAGCAGCAAGCCGGGGGACGUGUGCGUGCUGGGCCUCACGCUGUCCGACCUGUACCCCUGCGAGGCCUGGACCUUCACCUUUGGCAAGUUCCUUCCAGGGCACGAAGUGGGCGUCUGCAGCUUUGCCCGGUUCUCAGAGGAAUUCCUGCAGCUGGGGCCCAGCGCCCCUGAUGUGGCCCUGGCCGAGGUGGCAGCAGACGGCCCCGAGGUGCCCCUGCAGGACACAGGCCAGACUGUGUGCUUCAGCGCCCUGGGGAUGCUCCAGUGCUGCAAGGUCACGUGCCACGAGCUCUGCCACCUCCUGGGCCUGGGGAGCUGCCGCUGGCUCCGCUGCCUCAUGCAGGGGGCCCUGAGCCUGGACGAGGCCCUGCGGCGGCCCCUGGACCUCUGCCCCAUCUGCCUGCGGAAGCUGCAGCACAUCCUGGGCUUCAGGCUGGUCGACAGGUACAAGAGACUGUACCUCUGGACCCAAGCGGUGGCGGGGACGCAGACCGGCGAGGAGGCGGCGGGGGAGCCGUCUGCGUCCGUGUCGGAGGACACCCUGCCGUGCAGCGCGGACUCGGGCCUGUGCUGUGAGAGCGACUCGGAGCCGGGCACCAGCCUGUCAGAGCCCCUGUCCCCCGACGCCUGGAGCCACGCCUUCCCCGCGGGCGCCGAGCUGGAGCCCGAGGACGGGCUGGGCGCCCUGGCGGCCGCGGAGGGACCCGGGGAGGCGCUCGCCGAGCACGGGCGGUGGCUGGCGGCCUGCAUCCAGGCCCUGGAGAGGGCCGUGACCGAGGAGGAGCUGGCGCGGGUGGACAGCGCCGUGGACGCCCUGGCCCGCUGGGAGAUGUUCACGGGGCAGCUCCCGGCCCCCAGGCACGACCUGCCCUGCGGCCAGGACAGCGCGGGGCUGCGCCGCAUCCUGGGGGGCACGUUCUCCUCCCUCAGGAGGAGGCUGAGCGCCCGCAGGCUGGCCAGGGCCGAGGUGUCGCCCCGGCGCGGGAAGGCGGAGGAGAACUAG